Messenger RNA from Erpetoichthys calabaricus (reedfish), 2723 nucleotides. RefSeq lists its product as uncharacterized. The record is from RefSeq and is a predicted model, not a curated record. Bases 408 to 2723 code for a protein of 771 amino acids. Lineage: Eukaryota; Metazoa; Chordata; Cladistia; Polypteriformes; Polypteridae. The transcript is spliced from 15 exons. Gene Ontology annotation, molecular function: calcium ion binding; protein binding.
UCCAAAAUUGAUCCAGGAUGUGUGAGGUGCACUAUUGGAUCGGUGCCCUGUAAGUCAGAGAAUAAAACAUAAAAAUGAAAAUGAAAUAUCACUUAGGGAAAUUCCGCUGCACCUUCUUUGUACCUGGAAAGAAAAUCGACUGUUUCUUUUCUAAAACUUUGUUGGGUGUCAAAUCAGAAAAUCUGGUAAAGACGAGCGGCCUCGGGUUCCAAAAUCUCUUUUAAGAAUAUCUACAUUUUUUAACCAACCGUUGUAAGGCGGCAGAUCGGCGUGACCAGUGACCUCACGUAAUUGAUCAGACGCGCCUAAUGAGCCGCGCAAGGCGGAUUUCACGGCACGCACUUCUAAAUCCACUGUGACUUCGUGUUUCACCCGGUCACGGAAAAGUAAAUUCAUAUCAACUGAAAAUGAACACGCGACAAGCACAAAUCUGUUGCAGGUUUGGUAAAACAAGCGUACGACUUCUGUUUUUCAAGGCUUUAUUAGCCGGAAUGGGCUUCCAUCUCAUCAUCGGCGAACUCCCGAGUGUUACGGACGCAGAGACAGAGGUGGCAUCUUGCAGCGCCAUUUCACUUUGCUGGGUAAUUUCAUCUCCCAGGAGCAUCAUUGGUCUCAGUCAAGUUAAGGUUUUGCUUGAUGGCAAUGAGUUUAUGACUACACAUCAGAGGCGCCGGGCAGGUUCUUUGCAGCUUAUGCUGAAUGCUAAAUACAUGUUAUCAUAUGAAAAAGGACGCAAGAGGGACGUCUACAGCAUUUCUGCCUCCUGCCCACCAACUGUGAGGAAUGUUUUGCAGCGCACUCAAGUUAAUAGAGUUCAUCCUUCCAACAGAACAUCUGAACUUCUAAAACAAAUAUAUGAAGAUGGUCAUAUCAAUGUGUGUGAAAAGGAACCUGUUUAUGUGGUAGAUGAGAGAGACAUGAUAUUACUUGUUGGUUACACGGAGCGAUUUCCAGUAAAGUUAGAAGCUCGAACCUUUUCCACAUUACUGCUUUCCUGGAAGGGCUCUUACUCCGCAGAUGAACAUUACCUUCACAGCAUCUUACUCCUUGAUGUCAGAAAUAUCCUUCUAUGGGAGAACACAACUGACAAAACCUCCUAUGAAAUUGUGGGCCUGAUGCCAUGCCAUAAGUACAGAGUUUGUGUUUCUUUGGCUAAUUAUCCAUCCAUUAUAUGUUUAACAACCCUAACAGAUCCAGAGAAGCCAACAAAUUUCAGCAUAAUUCGCUCAGAAUCAAGCAGUAUUAUAGUUUACUGGGAUGGUCCACUCCACGGAGGUUUUUCAUGGUUUAAUUUGACUGUCCUCCUCUACAACCCCUCUUUGGAUAUUUUUGUGCCUAUGGAGCAGCCCUUUGAAUACCCAGAUCACAGCAUGGAGGUCAAAGUUGAUAACCUACCUCCAUGCAGCAAGGUGCGCUUCAACCUUGAAACGAUCUGUGAUGCAGGAGAGAUAACGCACAGUGAGAAGAUCUAUUUAGAUGGCAGCACAGGUGCAUCUGAAUUAGACACCUUGAGGCAGACUUCAGCUACCAGUGGAAGCUUUACCUUACAAUGGACUGCAAAAAGUCCUCAUUCUCAAAUUAUAUAUAGAGUUUACAGCAAUAAUGUACUGAAAAGGUCAACCAAUCAGACCUUCUACACUGUGACAAACCUGACGCCUUGUUCAACAUACACGGCACGAGUGGAAGCUUUUUGCCGGACUGGUGAGACGACUGAAAAUUCUAUUGAAGCUUGGACAGGUCCCGGUGCUGUCUCACACUUGUAUUUCGACCAGCUGCAAGCAAAAGCUUUCUGGAAGACUCGGUCUGGACCAAGAGUCACCUUUCGUUUCCGGCUGUUUGAUGACAUGCAUAAUAUAGUAAAGAAUGGCUCUCGGAACCACCCACAGCUAUAUCUUCACAAUUUAAGGCCUGGAUCUUUCUAUGAACUGGAAGUGCAAGAGACAUGUUUUAAAUUGGAGGGCCACUCCAGUUUUCUAGAAUUCCACACUGAAGAAACUGAUCCAAGUUUGUUUGAAGAUGAUCAGAAGCAUGUGUCACUUGAACCAUCAUUUUCCCUGAUGCUACCAUGGGCUUUACCAGACUACCUUCAAGAGGCCUCUUCAAAAUCCAGAGAACUUUUUGAAAAAUAUACUGAAAAGCAACUAGAGAACAUAUUCAGCAGUUACAAAAAUGCAAGCAGAGUGGACAUUAACUUGGAGGACUUUACCAAAAGAGAGGACAAAACGGAGAUUAAUUUUCAAGUUCGCGUAUUUUUUGAUAAUGCAAGCUCCAUUUUAUCUGAUGUCGAAGAAUGGGAACACAUUAAAUCUUUAAACCUCCCAUAUAUUUCAGAUUUGAAAAAUGGCACUCUUUACUGGAAUGACACUGAUGAGUGUGCAUCUUUCCAGCUUAAUAAUUGUGAUGACAAUUCUCACUGCAUCAAUACACUGGACUCGUUUGCUUGUGUCUGUCAGGAUGGAUUCUAUGGUGUCAAAGAUCCAACCAAGCCAGAUGAGAAAGAGAUUUGUGAUGGAAGUGGGAUGUAUGUUCACUGUGAACUAGACCUCAUGAAAGUUGCAGUUUCUAAAGAGUUUGUAAGGGAGCAUGUGACUGAGGAUGCCAGCCUUAUGUUGAAUGAUGGCAGCUGCCCUCUACAAGAAGCUGAGAAAUAUUUCUUUUUUAUUGUCCAGGAAACCGACACAUACUGUGGGGCCUUAAUCAAGGUCCUACUCCAAGGGAAAUGA